Molecule: messenger RNA, 735 nt
Organism: Fusarium graminearum PH-1
Lineage: Eukaryota; Fungi; Ascomycota; Sordariomycetes; Hypocreales; Nectriaceae
Exons: 2
Coding region: 1-735 (244 amino acids)
Source: RefSeq, a predicted model, not a curated record
AUGAAGUGGUACCCGUUUCUUGCUUUCGGUAGCAUAGCCCAGGUUGCUGCUGGUCUGAAGCUCAUCGAUGAGUCUGAAGAUAAUGGUGUCAUCUGUUAUACAUACUUGUCAACCUACCUUGCAGCUGUUGACGCUGGACCAGCACCUGCUCUUCCUACAACGCGAGGGAUUCUCCCUCCUUACUUUACCAACCGGUCUACGUCUGCUCUGCCCUUAUCUACCCUUCUAGCAGACCGAGAAUCUUCCAUUGUUCUCCAAGAUCCCGACUCUACAGUCGCCCUGGUUACCUCGUCUGACUUUGCUAUCUUGACAGAGUCCACUGACCUGUUCAAUCCUACCGCAACUAUCUCGAGCGAAGCCUCUGCCACAAGCUCCCAAGCUGAAGUAACCGGCCAGGCCGUCAUCUUCUUCGUUACGCCGGACACAGGCAACCAGAGACGGAGCCCGGUCAAAAAAGACAUCCCUGGAGGUUUCGUUAAUGGAGUUAACCCGGUGGACAUCUGCGCCGAUGCGGACAUCUUCCAACUCGCAGACGGGCAGCUCUUGGAUAAUGGAAGCCCUGUCUAUUAUGACGGUGAACCUUACAAGCUAUUUGCUAGCGAUGGUAUACCACCUGAUGGUGCUAUCACAAAGGAAUUCGCCGCUGUGAAUGGAAGGCUCGUGUUUGCCAGCAGGUCGUUACCCGGUAACAAUGCUGGCUUCUGCCAGGAUGACACUGGGCUAGUAGACUUGUGA